AUGGCGGCGGGGACACACACGACUUUGACAAUACCCGUGACUUAUAACCGCAGUAGUGGAAAUGGCGGCGGCGGCAGUGGUGGUGGUGGUGGUGGUGAUGGUGGCGCUGGGGCCAGCGGUCUUGGAGGUGGUGGUGGUAUUGGGGGAAGUGCUGUCGGCGGCGGCGACGGCGGCGGUGGCAGCUUCCCCGUCCAGUCUGCGGAGCCGGCGCUGAUUUACCUUUUGAAGAAGUGUCUGGAAGAGGAGGCGGCGGCCGGCGGCGGUGGCGGCAGAGGCCGUGGUCGCGGCGGCGGCCGAGGCCGCAGCGGCGCUGGCGGCGGCGGCGGCAGCUACCAGGCGUUGCUUUGCUGUCCUGUUCAGCACUUUAGCGCCACGGGGUCGGACCGGGGCUGGGGCUGCGGCUGGAGGAACAUACAGAUGAUCAGCUCGGCGCUGAUGCUGCGGGACGACAGGCUGCGACGCGCCAUGUACGGCGGAGCGGGUUUCGUGCCGGACAUCGCCUCCCUGCAAGCCUGGCUGGAGUCCGCCUGGGCAGCGGGGUUCGACAUGCUGGGCUGCGAGAGCCUGGGGGGCAAGAUACAGGGAGACCGCAAAUGGAUAGGUACGACGGAGGCCGCGGCGGUUCUAAGAUCCUUCGGGGUCCGCGCACAAAUCGUGGACUUUGAGGCAAGCAGUCGGGCCGAGGUGGCGGCAGCGGCGCCGUACGAGGAGACGGGCGUGGCGGCGGUGGCGGCGCCUCAGGUGCCGCCGUCUGCUGGCGCCUCCGGCGGUGUUGGUCGGCCGCCGUCAGCGCAGGCGGCCGCCUCCGCUGCUCACUUACACCAGCCUCUGAUGGACUGGGUGUGGAGGUACUUUGCUGGACAGCACGAGCCCACGCGAAAAAUCGGCGUCACAGCUGCGGCUUCUGCGGCUGCACCGCAGGGGGUGUCUUGUUCGGCCCCAUCACCGGUAUUGUCGUCGUCGUCGUCGGUGAUCGUGACGGGAAUGCCGCCGCUGUACUUCCAGCACGAGGGCCAUAGCCGCACCAUCAUCGGCAUUGAGCGCCGCCGUCAACACCGCGUCGGGGGCGGUGGCGUUGCGGUGACGACAACGUUGCUGGUUCUGGAUCCUGGAUCGCCUUCCGCCGCACUUGAGGCGGCGUUGAUGCAGCGGCGCGGCUGGCAGCGGUUCGUACGGCGUGGGGUGCACACGCUGACGCGGCCGCAGUACCAGCUGUUGUACGUUGACGUGGCGGCGGGGUUGACGCCGCAGGGCCCAGAGCUGGAGUCGCUCAAAGUCAUCGCGGCGGUGGAGAAGUACCGGGCUGCCGCCGUCACUGCUGCGGGGUCGGGCUAG
Molecule: messenger RNA, 1335 nt
Organism: Volvox carteri f. nagariensis
Lineage: Eukaryota; Viridiplantae; Chlorophyta; Chlorophyceae; Chlamydomonadales; Volvocaceae
Exons: 6
Coding region: 1-1335 (444 amino acids)
Source: RefSeq, a predicted model, not a curated record